This is a messenger RNA of Branchiostoma floridae (Florida lancelet), 2290 nucleotides long. Its product is annotated as UBX domain-containing protein 11-like. Bases 298 to 1914 code for a protein of 538 amino acids. Gene Ontology annotation, molecular function: ubiquitin binding. The record is from RefSeq and is a predicted model, not a curated record. Gene Ontology annotation, biological process: proteasome-mediated ubiquitin-dependent protein catabolic process. The transcript is spliced from 15 exons. Lineage: Eukaryota; Metazoa; Chordata; Leptocardii; Amphioxiformes; Branchiostomatidae.
UGAUUGGUCAAAUGUCUGACGCGCAGCGCAUGUGUGAAAACGUCAUCCAACAUGGCGGCACAAGCAACAAAUUUUGAAAAGAUUUUGCCGAAUGUAACAGUUUUUCGGCAUUUAUCGUAAUGUUAGGCUACAGUUUCCUUGAAUUUUGGCGUCACAUUGUCCAUAGUAAAUCCCUCAUGUAAUUUGUACCAAUUCGAGGGAAGUUAAACGCCAGAGAACAUAAAAAAUCGAGCAAGUUUCACUCGCCAAAAUCUUGACAUGGAGAGUUGCUGAGCAACGCGUAAACUUGUGCCAAAAAUGAGUUCUCCAAUGUCGUCCCUCGGCCGGGGGAAGAAACCUCCACUGCAGGGAGGAAGACCAGGACAGAGACCUGUACCCUUCAGACAUCCUGAAUAUACCAAUGAUGAGGAGUCGAUGUUCCAGGAGAUAUUUGGAGACUCACCCUCCUCCAGCAUCAGUAACUCCCCCAAGACGCGCAGCCCCUUCGCCUCAGUAGGAGCCAGCCCAAGACACAGCCCUAAAGGAGGCAAGAACACACCUGGCCCAGGCCCCACAGACCAUGAGCUGAUGUCCACCAUGAUGAAGAGAAUCGCCCAGCUGGAGAGCAGAGUCACCCACUACAGCAAGGAGGUCAUCGAGAAAGACAAGAAAAUCAAGGUCUUGGAGGAGAAGACCAAACUUCUCACUAAAGCAAAAGAUGCCAGUAAAGACAGCCCGAGUCGUGUACAGGAGCUCGAGAGGAAAUGUUUACUCCUACAGCAGCAGGUGUACGAGAUGGAGACGUUCCUGGCAGACUACGGGAUGGUGUGGGUGGGCGAGGAGACCCGCUCUGACUCCAGUGUGUACGUGGAGCUGGGGGGAGAGCUGGAGGAGGAUGGAGAUGGGGAGCAGCAGGAGGAGGAGGAGGCUGGACCGGAGGAGAGGAUAGAUCAGGCUACAGUCGGCACAAACACCAUGUGGAAGCCUGCUGCGUCCUAUCGCACCGGUACUUCAGUGGUGUCAUCAGACUUUCAGGUGGACUUCAACACCCUGAUAGAGAACAUUAAGGACCUGAAUGUGUUAGCAGGGGAGGGGGAACAGAAAAUCGUCAAGACAUCAGAGGGAGCCACACUCCAGAGAGCAGACUUCAUCCCCCUGACCCUGUAUGCUAAUGGUAUCUUCCUGUUCAACGGACCAUUCAGACCCAUGUCUGAACCCUCCACACAGCUGUUUCUACAAGACAUUAUGGAUGGCUACUUCCCCUCAGAACUCCAGACCAGGUUUCCAGAUGGUGUUCCUUUUACUGUUUCAGACAAAAGAGACACAGUUUUCAAGGACAAAAGAUGGAAGGAGGAGUUCCCUGGGUCGGGCCACGUGUUGGGCGGGAAUACCAAACCCUCUCGCUUGUUGCCUAGCAACCUUAGAGGCAGGGAGGAGCAUAGCUGGGGGAUUGACGCUGGGCUGAGGGAGACUAGCGAGGCACCAGUUCCCAUGAUGAGUGUUGACCAGUUCCUAAACAAGGUGCCGUCUUCUGUCAUCAAAGGUGGCCGGGUUAUUGACAUCAGAGCAUCUCUUGGAGAGACACUCAAGGGCGGCAGUGGUGACCGGUCCAGCGUGACAGUGAUUGACACUCCUGUUGCCAAGGAGAUGAAGGAAAGGUUAGAGAAGUCUGAGGCAGAACGACCUCCCUCGGCCAGAGACAUCACAACCUUGAGAAUCAAGGCAGGGGAGCAGAACUUCAUCUUAAAGAUGCGGUUCUCAGACACUAUAGGUGACGUAAGACGUCAGUUAGAACACUACAGACCUGCUGGAUCAGGGGACUAUGAGCUGCUGACGACCUUCCCUAACAAGGUGUACCGGGACAACACAGCCAGUCUGCACUCCUGUGGGCUCACACCUAAUGCUGCGUUACACAUCAGGACAAGGAAAACAUAGAACACUCCUGUGGGCUCACACCUAACGCUGCGUUACACAUCAGGACAAGGAAAUCAUAGAACACUCCUGUGUUCUCACACCUGAUGCUGCAUUACACAUCAGGACAAGGAAAUCAUAGAACACUCCUGUGUUCUCACACCUAAUGCUGCAUUACACAUCAAGCCAAGGAAAACAUAGAACACUCUGGUCUCACUCCCAAUGCUGCGUUACACUUCAGGGCAAGGAAAACAUAGAACCUAAUACAUGUACUAUAUAUAAUGGUCAGACUGGCUUUGUCUACUAUGUACUCACUUGACUGUCCACAUGUGCCUUCUUGUGUUUUCUGUGCCUUCACAAAUAUGUCUCGUAUCAGGCCAAGGAAAACAGAGAAUCUUAC